AUGGAUAAUGAUGUGACAAAGAAGCUCGUACAUCGAUUACAAGAAACUGACUGCUGGAAAUCAGAACUGCAGCAGACAAUACAAGACUUGAUAGCAGAGACAGGUCUUCUUUUGGAGCAAAAGAUUAGGUUGGAGAGAGCAUUAGCAACAACAGAGGUUCCUCUUCAUAUUUCUACAGACUGCCUAAAAUGCCGAGAAAAACGACAAGCAACAGACGAUGUACAAGAUAAUGCUGAGCUUGCUCUGAUAAAGGAAGUAGAAAUGAUUAACAAUGUCCAGGAUCUUUUGAAUAACACUAUUCAGGAAACCAACAUUCAAAUAAGAAAUAAUCGUAGUGCUAAACAGAAGUUGGAAAUGGACUGGAGCGAUAAGUCUGAGGCUCUGAAAAUAGAUGUUGAGUCGGGAGCACUGUCGAAUAGCAGCACACAGGCACGCUUCAAACCAGGAGCAACGGCUUUUCAAAACAUGCAGUCAGAGCCAGAAACGUGGAGCAGCUUCUCUCGUGACAAUGUUGCCCACGCAGAACAGGAGCGACAGGCCUCUCGCCGCCUGCGCGAUGUGAUUGAAAACGUGCUCCGCGAUAUCACCCGGGACUUACUUAAUCAGGCGGAUCAUGUCGGUGUUGUAUUUAGAGAACGCAUCAAUGAGGUUCACACCAGUAUCGUCGAACUAACUAAUCAACUGCAGCAGGUUCUCACGGAGACUGUAAGACAAGAGAAGAACAUCCAGGAGUUGACGCAAGCGAUUAAGGACAAGGAGGCACCCAUGAAGGUUGCGCAAACACGACUAUAUAACCGGACUCGACGACCUGGCAUGGACAAUUGCCGCGAUUUAGCCCACUAUAGAACCAUGGGAGAGGUAUCAAGCAUCAGUGAAUCAAUCAGUGCCCUUGUGGAAAAGCUGCACAGUGUCGAGGAAUCGCUCCGGCGGCUCACGCAGAUGCGCAUGGUACUGGAGAAGGAGAUUGUGGCCAAGCAAAACAGUUGGUUCAUCGACGGCGAAAAAUGUCUCUCAAUACGUCAGCACUUUCCAUCAGCUGACAGACUAAUGGGCUUUAACUAGAUGAUUGAGCACUCUGGGAAAGCAUGUUAGCAUAUUUAUAGCCAUGCAUGAAGAAGAUGAAAAUGGUUGAGAAUUUGUAGCAUAGUGAUUGGUGUUAGGAUCUGUAUGGAGUGGAGACGUGGCUUAAAAUACCGCUUGAGGAAAAAUUCUGGGGUAUGGAUUAGAUCGACUAACUGACAGGCUGCUGCACGUCAAUCAUACCCCGUACAAACUACAAAUUUGAUAUGGCAUCGAACUGGUGCGCGCCAGACGCGCAUAAAAUUUUUGCAGUGUGUACACGCUAUCCCGCUCCAAAUACGCGUUGGCCCGCACCAAUUUGGCCCCGCAAAUUAAGGAGGGCCAGGCCCGCUUUGAACGUGUCUGUAUGCAAUGUGGGGCCAGGCGCGCUUCAGAUUUCACAAUACGCAUGCGCAUGGCCUUAUUUAGGUCACAUAAAAGUACCAUAGCUGUCUGUCGAGUGACGUAACAGGCUAAAUUGUGCAUGCACAGUCAAUCCGUGCCAACUUAGCCCACUUCGGUAUUUUGUGUCUGUAGGCCGUACGCUACGAUUGGGCGCGCACCAGUUUGAUACCAUAUCAAUUUUGCAGUCUGUACGGGGUAUCAGACUGAUGAUAGGUAAGUUUGGGGGAUUAUGUGUGGAUGAAGAUGGGAUGUGUGAGAGGGGUGGGUUAGGUGGGAAUGACUAUGAGGAAGAUAAAAAUGUGAAUAUCUUCAUGACUUGUCUGAUCAUUAGGUCUCGUCACAAUUGUCUUAUUGGGAUUAUACUGUUUGUAUUGCUGUUGCGGAAGUUGUUACAGACAGGUGACAGGUGAACUUUUGUUGUAAUAAUGUUCCUGCCAUUCCAUAUUGUCGGUUGUCCUAGUACACGCGUUGUUUACAUGCAUUAUAUUGUUUGAGUUCUUUGGAGUGUGUAAUUGUCUUUUCAGCAUGUCAUUUAUCAUCAUUAUUGCUGCUCAGCAUCAUAUUUCAAUUAUAGUCUUAUUAUGCAAUAAUCUAUGCAGAUCUAACUUAAUUCUCACGUACAUGCAUCUCACAUGUGCAGAUUCAAUGAUUGGUAAUGCCGGUGCUCCCGUCAUUUUUGCCAAGCAAACGUUUCCUUUUAUAAUGCGUUUACCUUCAAAAAUAGGCGUGAUAUUUUGCAACAAAUUGUCAGAAACAUGGGAAAUUGUAUCUACUCUGUUUCAUGAACCAUUUUCGAGAGUAGGUCCCCCGAACUCCGUCACAAGCCUCACAACCUCGUUGUUUGCAGCCCCCUCUUUAAAUCGUGGAUCUGCCCAUGUCUCCUACAUACCUACUUAAAUUUCUUAACGGUGAGUUGUUGAUCGGACAGAGAGUUGAUGUGUUACUGGGCUAGAUAGAAGUUUCCUUGAAGUUUAUUGUAACUGUCCGGCUACGUUGUCUGCCGUUGAGUGUUGUGGAUUUAAAACUGUUUCAGCAAGAAAUACGCACACAUAGUCUUAUUUACAUUUGUUCUUUAUUCUCUACUGUACAUGGCUGUGGUUGUGUGGUUUUAACUGAAAUUACAAAGAAAAAUACGCCAAGCGUUAAACAUUACGCUAUACCAAGUGUUACAUGCGUAGCAAACAAACCGUUAUAAUAAUUUACCACAAACUAAAGUAUUAACUAUUAUAUGUGUUACUUACAUCGCUGAGAUGUCUGGGUGUCUAUGGAAAUAUCGUUGUCUUAAUAAAGAACAUGUCGAGCACACUGAUACGUGAUUUGCGGUUGUCGCGUGUACCUGCCUGACUGGCUUCUGGCAAGUGCUUAACGCGCAUGCUCGUAAGCCACUCGCUACGCGUCUUCAACAAACUACACUAUUUAGUGGCAGCACCAUACAGUUGCAAUGAAUUUAUAAUAAACUAAAUUCGGCCGUAACAUUCACAUAUUGCAUGGUUAUUUCGUCAUCAUUAUCCAUGCUGUAUAUUUGGUUAAAUACAUGCACCAGUAGGUACAGUCUAUAAACAACAUCGUUUAUAUGUAGUCAGCUCCAAUGACUGUAAUUGAAGCACAUGUCUCGUUUAUAAUGGCAUUCAGAAUUAUUAUGUCUAUUUGCUAUUCAGAUAAACAAAGAUUGAUAUAUGCAUAUAUGCCAUAAUACAUUUCAAAAUAUGUGUUAAAAGUCAUCUUGCAAUUAAAAUAUAUCAUGGUUAUAACAACUUUA
This is a messenger RNA of Priapulus caudatus, 3223 nucleotides long. Its product is annotated as tektin-4-like. The coding region runs from base 1 to 1062 and encodes 353 amino acids. The transcript has 7 exons. NCBI's taxonomy places the organism in Eukaryota, Metazoa, Priapulida, Priapulimorpha, Priapulimorphida, Priapulidae. Gene Ontology annotation, cellular component: nucleus; microtubule cytoskeleton. The record is from RefSeq and is a predicted model, not a curated record. Gene Ontology annotation, biological process: cilium assembly; cilium movement involved in cell motility.